Messenger RNA from Colletotrichum destructivum, 1336 nucleotides. RefSeq names its product Putative short-chain dehydrogenase/reductase SDR, NAD(P)-binding domain superfamily. Gene Ontology annotation, molecular function: oxidoreductase activity. The transcript has a single exon. NCBI's taxonomy places the organism in Eukaryota, Fungi, Ascomycota, Sordariomycetes, Glomerellales, Glomerellaceae. Bases 469 to 1317 code for a protein of 282 amino acids. The record is from RefSeq and is a predicted model, not a curated record.
CUGAACUACAUCGCCUAUCCCCGAUGGGCGGACGAUCCCCUUGUUACCUUUCGGCGUUAACAUUUGGCCACUUCAUCACCGCUGACGAGAACGUCUUUCGAUGAUCAACAAAAUCCCGCCAUUUCUAUUCGCAAUUGUUGAUCGUCGAGACAUGGAAUUAACAACUAUAAAUCCGCGUCGUACGGGUGAAUUGCAGUGCUGGUACACCAGAUGCUAUCGCCGAGUGGCUUGGAUGACAGGCGCUCCCUAUGGAUCUGACAUGCAGAAGUCUGUCGCAAGUGUUGAUACUCAGGUGUUGGGGACCUCUGAAAUGUGCUCUAUAUAAGAUGUGCUCUCCUUCCAAAUGAGGGGUGGAAUCUCACCAUCACAAUCAUCCCAUCCUCACAUCAAGACACAACGUCUCCUAUCCACUUUCAGUCCUUGUAUUCAAGCUUUAGUAAACCUCGACUUCAUCCCAAACGAGACACAAUGGACUCACCAGUCUGGUUCAUCACGGGCGCCUCCUCAGGUUUCGGCCUCGCCAUCGCCAAAGAAGCCCUUUCCCGCGGCCAUCGCGUCAUCGCCACAGCCCGCAACCCAUCCAAGCUCUCCGACCUCGCCUCUGCCGGAGCUGACCUCCUGCCCCUGGACGUCACCGCCGACGAGGCCAUAGUCACAGAGACGGUGAACAAGGCCUUCGCCCUCCACGGCAAGGUCACCCACGUUAUCAACUCGGCCGGCUACAUCCUCGACGGCACCAUCGAGGAGGCCAACGCCCAGGAAGUUUUCGACAGCUAUAACACCAACGUCUUCGGCGCCCUCAAAGUCUGCCGUGCCGUGGCCCCGCAUCUCCGCGCUCAGCGCUUCGGAGUCGUCGUCAACAUCGGCAGUGUUGGGAGCUGGGCCGGCGGUGCCGCCGUCGCGCUCUACUGCUCCACCAAGGCCGCCGUCAGCAUCUUCACCGAGGGGUUCGCAGACGAGAUGAAGCCCUUCGGCGUCGAUGUCUGCGCCCUCGAGCCAGGCUACUUCCGUACGAGGUUUCUCAACGCUGGGGCCCGCACCAAGACGCAGCUGUCCAUCGACGCGUACAACGAGGGCCCAGCGGGCGACUACAAGAAGCUGCUUGAGGUCGCCAACAACAACCAGCCUGGUGAUCCGCUCAAGGGGGCUCGCGUCGUGGUGGAUGUGAUGACCAAGUCAGGGUCUGCCGAGGGGCGGGAUAUCCCAGUGAGGUUGCUCCUGGGUACUGACUGUCUUGCUGGGGUCCGUCAAAAGUGCAAGGACACCUUGGCGCUGCUGGAUGAGUGGGAGCCCGUCUCUGCAUCUACCGACUUCUAGGCACUGUGGUUCUGCUGAU